AAGAAAAAAAAAAAAAAAAAAAUUGAAAAUUGGAGAGGAAGAGAAAAGGGUUUACGGCAAAACACAAUUGGAAACAAGCAAUUUAAUCAUGAGUGGAGUAGGAGAAGACAAUGGAUUUGAUCUUAAUUCAUUUGUGAUGACUGUCACACAACAACUCCAAGCUUUAAAUGCGAGAAUGGAUGGAUUUCAACUCCCGAGUCGAACUAGCAGUCGAAGGCAUCCAAGUUCAGAGGAAGAGGAGUAUUCUGAUAGAAGAAGUAAUGAAAGGAGGCGAAGAGUUGAUUCAAGAAGAAAUAGUCAUGUGGGAAGCGUUAAGAUGACGAUUCCUUCAUUCAAAGGUAAAAACGAUCCUGAACUAUAUCUAGAGUGGGAGAGAAAGAUUGAACAUGUGUUUGAUUGUCAUGAUUAUUCUGAGGAGAAAAAAAUUAAGCUAGCUGUUGUUGAAUUCACCGAUUAUGCUAGCAUUUGGUGGGAUCAACUUGUGACUAGUAGGAGGAGAAAUGGGGAGAGGCAAAUCAAUACAUGGAAUGAGAUGAAAAGUGUCAUGAGGAAAAGGUUUGUACCAAGUCACUAUCAUAGAGAUUUGUAUAGAAAAUUACAAACUUUAACACAAGGGUCCAUGAGUGUUGAGGAUUAUUACAAGGAGAUGGAAAUAGCCAUGAUAAAAGCCAAUAUUGAAGAAGAUCGUGAGGCAACUAUGGCUAGGUUCAUUGCGGGGUUAAAGAAAGAAAUAGCUGAUGUGGUGGAAUUACAAUACUAUGUGGAGAUGGAAGAUUUGUUGCACAAAGCUAUUCAAGUGGAAAGACAAUUGAAAACUAAGAAUACUUCCAAGUUUUCUUCUAGUUCUUCAUGGAAAUCAAAUUCUCAAAAUAACAAAUUCGUCUUAAAGCCAAAAGAAGACGCAAGGGCCAAAAACUCAUCUGCUGCACUUAAAGGUAAAUUGGAAACAAGUUCAUCUUCUAGGACUCGAGAUAUGAAUUGUUACAGGUGUAAAGGAAUUGGUCACUAUGCUGCUGAUUGUCCAAACAAAAGAGCCAUGACAUUGUUGGAUAAUGGAGAUAUAAAGAGUGAGGGCUCCGAUGAUGAUGGAAUGCCUUCCUUAGAGGAUUGUAGUGAUGUUGAUGUUGCUGAACCUGUGAGUGGAGAAGUGCUUGUCACGAGGCGUGCUCUUAAUAUACAGCCAAAGGUAGGAGGUGAUGAAGAGCAGCGUGAGCAUAUUUUUCAUACGAGAUGUCACAUAAAUGACAAGGUAUGUAGUUUAAUCAUUGACAGUGGAAGUUGUACUAAUGUAGCAAGCACUUUGUUGGUUGAGAAAUUGAGUUUGCCCACUUUGAAACAUCCGAAUCCAUAUAGACUUCAGUGGUUGAAUGAUUGUGGAGACAUAAAGGUGACUAAGCAAGUGAUGAUUUCUUUUUCCAUUGGUAAAUACAAGGAUGAAGUUCUUUGUGAUGUUGCACCUAUGCAUGCUGGACAUUUACUUCUUGGGCGUCCAUGGCAAUUUGAUAGGAAAGUUAACCAUGAUGGGUACAAGAAUAGAUACACCCUUGUUAUGAAUAAUCGCAUUAUUGUUUUAACACCACUUCAACCUGCUGAGGCCUAUGCUGAUCAAAUCAGAAUUUCAAGAGAGUGUAAGUUGAGAGAAGAACAAUUGAGCAUUCAAGAAAAAGAAAAGAAAAGUGAGAGUGAAAAAAAAAGUGAAAGUGAAAAAAAGAAAAGUGAGAGCGAAAAAAAAAGUGAGAGUGAAAAAAAGAAAAGUGAGAGUGAAAAAAAGAAAAAUGAGGGUGAAAAAAAAAUUGAGAGUGGAAAAAAGGAAGAAAAUAAAAAAAAAGUGAGUGCCUUUGCCAAGAAAAGAGAUGUUCAGAGUGCUUUGAUAUCUAGAGAGAAAAGAAAACAAGAGAGAAAAAUGGGGUUACCAGUAACGUCUAAUACUGGCUCAACAGCAUCAUUUGAUAAAGCUAGUGAAAGAUUGGCGAUUAAAACAAAGAGGAAGAAAGAAAAGGUGAAUGAUAAAACAGGCUUCAUGGUUAGAUAA
This is a messenger RNA of Trifolium pratense (red clover), 2032 nucleotides long. RefSeq lists its product as uncharacterized. Gene Ontology annotation, molecular function: zinc ion binding; nucleic acid binding. Bases 89 to 2032 code for a protein of 647 amino acids. The record is from RefSeq and is a predicted model, not a curated record. The transcript is spliced from 3 exons. Lineage: Eukaryota; Viridiplantae; Streptophyta; Magnoliopsida; Fabales; Fabaceae.